AUGCACAUAGUACACAAAGUGUAUAUCCCAUUUACAUUUUAUUCUUCACUCCUGACCGUGGCCAGGGAGGCAGAGCCUUCCCCCGCCACGGCAGACCCUGCGGGAGCAGCCCCAAGCCCGCCAGGCCCAGCCGCCAUCUCGCCCUCCAUCCCAGCAGCCCCCGCGCUCCUCGGCCCGUCAUUCCCUUCGCCUUUCCCGGGGCCCCGCAGGACCAUCGCUCCCCAGGGCCGUUACUCGGCGCCGUUUGUCCCCCCAGCUCCGCCCGCGCUGCCCCCGCCUCAUCGGUGCCCCGGGCCGGGCUGGUGCGGGCACAGCACACCGACCCCCCCCCACGGGCCUGCCGGAGGGGCCGCGCGCCCCGGCCAGCGCCGCUCAGGCCGCGCUGUCUGA
Molecule: messenger RNA, 390 nt
Organism: Pseudopipra pipra
Lineage: Eukaryota; Metazoa; Chordata; Aves; Passeriformes; Pipridae
Exons: 1
Coding region: 1-390 (129 amino acids)
Source: RefSeq, a predicted model, not a curated record